AUGUCACCAUGGUUAGAAGCGAUCCGCUCUCAACUAAUCGAGCGCGACAAGCGGGAAUCCUCUCACCGCACCUUGAUCGCGCAUUCCCAACGUCUGGCCCAACAUGCAGCGAUGUUGCAUCAACGGAACCAGGCUCUUUUGAACGCGAGUUUAGGGCAGAACAGUGGGGGUACGGGCGCAGGGACGGUGGGGGGUCCGGGAGGGACAAGUGGGGGUCAGACCACGUCGGGAGCAGUGGGGGUACAGCGGGGACGAAUGAGUAGGUUUGAAUGAUCGAUAGCUGGUCAGGGCUGCUCCGGAUCGAGUGUCGGUCGCCUGACACGACCUCGUUCUCGUAUUGUCUCAUCAUUCAGCGCCGUUCGCCAAGCCAUGAUCACCUCCCUCGAAUCCCAACUCGCCUCAACACGGCACGAACUAGCCGAGCAAUACAAAAUACAAUCCACAAAUGCCCAACGACUACUAGGCUUGACGGACCAGUUGCGCGAGUUCGAGGAUAAGGGGAGGGAGGAGAAGGAUGAGUUGAGGAGGUUGAGGACGGAGGUCGAAGGCCUGAGGGAUAGGGCAAAGUGGCAUAAGGAGGUGGUGCAGGAGAAGGAGAGACAACUCGUCGUAGGUUGCUGUAGCGGGACAGUCUAUCUUGACCCAGGAGGCCUACUCGAGCAUAUUCGUGGAAAGGCAAGGGAGAAAUCUGACAAUCUCGAGUCCUCUCCGCUCUUCACUCUCAAUCAGAUCCUACAAGACGACCUCUCGGCGCUCGAACUGGAACUCAACCAAGUCACGAAACAGAACAAAGACCUCAAGACCGACAAUGCCGGAUUAUUGCAACGGUGGUUGGAAGCGAAGAACGACGAGGCUCGGCGGAUGAACGAACUCUUCUCGACAGAAACCACGCGAGCUAAAGGAAUGUCUUCAUCGCCGAUAGCACAAUCUACAUCGGAUGAACCUCCACCGGAUAUUACAGUGUCGACAGAGGCGGAAGAGCCCGCUAUAACGUCAUAG
Molecule: messenger RNA, 999 nt
Organism: Microbotryum saponariae
Lineage: Eukaryota; Fungi; Basidiomycota; Microbotryomycetes; Microbotryales; Microbotryaceae
Source: the annotation of a GenBank genome assembly